UAUACCUCUCAACACAGUCCAUAUAAGUAAGUCGUAGAACGAGGAGGUGGAGAAGUAAGAAGGAGGGGACUGGAUGCAUCACGGACACGCUUCCGUAAAGUCGGGCGUGCUCGCGGCGGCGAACGUGGUGGUGCGGAAUGCGCGAGAGUGUGUGCGUGUCGCUCGGUGCCGUUAGUUGCUGUUAGACGGCUACGAUCCACUUCUCGUUAGAACAACGAUACACACGCCAGAGAAGAUGCCCGACGUAAUCGAGGACGAAAUCAAACACGUGCUCAGCGGGCAAAGUACCCGCGUGGCCGAUGACCUCUGCGAUUACACCCUGGAACAACAAAACAUGCACGCCGAGUCGAACGGGAUAAAGCCAGCGGUAAGCUCGUCCUACGUGCCGAUAUGCCAGAAGACAGUGACCUACAUCGUGGCAGCGGUGCUGAUCAACGAGCACGACGAGGUGCUGAUGAUGCAGGAGGCCAAAGCGUCGUGCCUGGGAAAGUGGUACUUGCCAGCUGGUCGGGUGGAGCCGAACGAAAAUCUCCUGGACGCUAUGAAGCGCGAGGUGCUGGAGGAAACCGGUUUGCUUAUCGAGCCCAAGUCGUUGCUGAUGGUCGAGUGCGCCAGCGGCUCGUGGUUCCGCUUCGUGAUGAGCGGCAGCGUUAUCGGCGGCACGCUCAAGACGCUGGACCAGUCGAACGAGGAGUCGCUUCAAGCGUGCUGGGUACGCGAGGUUACCAAUUUGCCGCUCAGAUCCAGCGAUAUACUCACUCUCAUACAGAAGGGUAGGGAUUGGUUGAAGAAAAUCAACGGGCCGUGGCACGCCAAUAUAUUGCCGGUGGAACGACCGCGCAGUAAGCUCUAUCUACGGCUUAUUGUCUGCAUCAAGAAGAAGGCCACAAAUAGACUACACGUGUUGAUGUCUGAGAAGACAUCGUUACACUUGCCAGUCACUGAAAUCAACUCAGGCAAGAAUUUACAUUCCACGCUUCACAGGUUCUUAGUGGAGAUAUUUGGCGAAGGCAUACCCCAGCACAAACCCCACGGACUGCUAUCAGUGGAAUUCAAUGGGAACGGCGAAGGUGAUGGUCUGUGUCUCACUCUACUUAUAUCGUUUAGGCCACCACUCGAAGAGGUAUCGAUUAGUGGAAAGUACAUCUGGCACGAAGUACCGCAGUCUCUUGCCGACACUAUCACGUCACGGCUACCUCGCAAUAUGACCAUAUCGCUCAACGUCGUGCGCUAAUUUUCUCCAUGAGCUUUUAAUUUCUGUACAGUUUAGGACUAACACACAAGCGAAAAAUUAUACCGUGGUGAUUAGUAAUAUUUAUCUACCAAGUUAAUCCUCGCUCUUUUUUCCUUUUAUUUAUAUAGUCAAAUAGAAUUAAAUUAAUUAAUGGACGAAGAGUAUACAUAUCUAUUAGGUACGAUGUCAUGAUUGACAUUAGGUGUAACAUUGUGAAUCUAAUUAAAAUUGACAAUUGUAAAUACAAUAUUUGAAUGCAUACGGUGUUGUCAUAAAUAUGAAUACAGAUUAUCGGUGUACGAAAUUAUGAACCUCGAUAAAAAUUUGCGAAUGUAUGUUUUAAGUAUCAAUUGAAGUGAUUUUUGGACUAAAGAUUUUUUUUUGGAACGUUAACAGAUUUGGCUGUGACAGCACUGAAGUCUGAAACUGAUGUAAAUUUUUUUAAGUGAGAGAUUAAAGAUGGCGCAACCAGUUUAUUACCAUUUUUUAGUGUCAACUACGUAAUAGCUAUACAUUCCUGUGUAUCAGAGAAAGUAGUACACAUAGAAUCUUAAGUUCUCCAGAGAAAGUAUACGUUAAGUAGAUCUAUCUCUGGUGAAAUUUUACAUAGAAAAUUAAUUCCAUAUUGCAGAUGAAUUUUACGAAAAACUAUAGACUUUUAUAUUUAAUAACCAUUGACAAAUUACACAGUUAUUAAUUAUGUGCAAUUAUUAUAAUCAUACCGCACAAUUGUUUUGAACAAUAAAUUAUAUUUAUUAAGUUUUCUAAUUAUUUAAACAUUUUAAUAAAUGCGCUAUUUGAUAGU
Phymastichus coffea is the source of this 2039-nucleotide messenger RNA. RefSeq names its product 8-oxo-dGDP phosphatase NUDT18. The record is from RefSeq and is a predicted model, not a curated record. The coding region runs from base 236 to 1234 and encodes 332 amino acids. The transcript has 5 exons. Gene Ontology annotation, molecular function: 8-oxo-GDP phosphatase activity; 8-oxo-dGDP phosphatase activity; magnesium ion binding. Lineage: Eukaryota; Metazoa; Arthropoda; Insecta; Hymenoptera; Eulophidae.